AUGCCGAACCCAGCAGCGAAAGAGGAUACGUGGGCUUUUCAAAAGAUUGGGACUGCAUUUCCGCCGAACCCUGUAAAGGUUAUGGGAGAACAAAAUAUGUAUGUUGCGCUAUGGUACAAACAUGGUAAACCAAUCCAUGGACGAUCGUGGAACAACGGAGGAGUAGUGGAGUGUUCCUUUCCUUAUAAAAGAGCCGAACUGCGAACAGCGCAACAACUAGAAGGAAAUAUACAAGUACUGCAGUACACAGGGGAUCAUAACACACAAGGCUUUUGGUAUGAGUGGAUUAAAUACAAAGACCGAUUUGAUAAAACUGAAGUGCGACAGUUGCUUCGCUGUGGCGAUUCAUUCCCAAUUCUGUGGAAGGAUCGCCCAGAGGUAGGCCCACCAAAGCAUGAUAGGAAUCAAAAUACUUCAAUCCUUGUGCAGGGAGCUUUGCUGGGCUAUGUCGACAAUAAGACGGAGAUCGCAUUGUUUUCAUGCGACGGCAAAGUUUAUGCAAAAACAGGAGGCGAGCUCAGCGAUAUGUAUAUCAUUAUGAGGAACACGCUUGGAGGUCCCCCAAACUGCGAAUGUGCAACCUGUAAAGUUGCACCCCCACCGCCCGGACCUCCACCUCCAAAGGUAAUGAUCGACGAAUGGAUGGACAUUCGCGCUGGAGAUCCUUGGCCAGAUAGAACUUUGGUAAAAGCUCUCGACAAGACCCUCGACACAAUAGCUGGAGAGAAUCCAGACCAAUAUGUCGCUCUUUGGUAUCAGCAAGGAGAACCUGUCAUGGGACGAGUCUGGAACGAAGGCGGCAAGAUAGCGGCCAACUUCUGCUGGAACAAGAACGAAUACAAGGGCAAUGUUGGCUCAAUCCAAGUGCUGGUUCAUCUCUCCGAACAUGUUCGCGGGUUUGACUACAGCUGGAUUCCUUUCCCACAGGUAUAG
Strongylus vulgaris is the source of this 933-nucleotide messenger RNA. Lineage: Eukaryota; Metazoa; Nematoda; Chromadorea; Rhabditida; Strongylidae. The record is from the annotation of a GenBank genome assembly.